UUGUGGGGCAGCAUCAAGCUAAUUGACGCUAUGUCUAUGUGUGUGGGUGUGCGUAUGUGUGUGUUUGUGUGUGUGUGACAAAUUGCGUGCGAAGCUUUAAAAACCCCGAUUUCGGGCGCUACGCGUGUUUAGUUGUAGUUUUGCUGUCGCCACGGAAGCGCUUUAAUCAACGCAUUAAAGUGGUCCUGGGCUCAUCUCGCUGCAAUCCUAGUUAAGCUACUAGUCACAAAACAAGGAAUGGCUGCCAAGCUGACAAAAUCGAAUGCUAUAUGCUUGUUGCUGUUGCUGCUGCUGACGCUGACGCAGGUGCAGGCCAAGCUGCUGACGCGUUGCCAGCUGGCCAAGGAGCUGCUGCGCCAUGACUUUCCGCGCAGCUAUCUGUCCAAUUGGGUUUGUCUGGUGGAAGCGGAGAGUGGACGCAGCACAUCCAAGUCUAUGCAGCUGCCCAAUCAAAGCGUUAGCUACGGACUUUUUCAGAUUAACAGCAAAAAUUGGUGUCGCAAGGGCCGUCGCGGUGGCAUAUGCAACAUCAAAUGUGAAGAAUUUCUAAACGAUGAAAUAUCAGACGAUUCGCGCUGUGCUAUGCAGAUCUUUAAUCGUCAUGGCUUUCAGGCUUGGCCCGGCUGGAUAGCCAAAUGUCGUGGGCGCACGCUGCCCGAUGUGUCGCGUUGUUAAGACGCCAACAACAGCCGCUUGAGUUGCAGCUCUGCUAGUUUCUAGUUCUUACAUACAUAUGCCCAUACAUAUAUGCAUAGCUGUUUAUUUAUACAUAAGUCACGCUCAUUGGUUCAUUGCAUCUGAU
Messenger RNA from Drosophila busckii, 802 nucleotides. Its product is annotated as lysozyme. The transcript has 4 exons. The coding region runs from base 238 to 675 and encodes 145 amino acids. NCBI's taxonomy places the organism in Eukaryota, Metazoa, Arthropoda, Insecta, Diptera, Drosophilidae. The record is from RefSeq and is a predicted model, not a curated record.